AUGUUUGGAGCAGCCUCAGUUGGAAAGUCGUGUUUGAGAGUCCAGUUUGCAGAUCGUAUAUUCCCCCCUCGUGGACCUACACUCACGGGUUAUGUUAACUCGCGGAUUGUCUGUGUUGGCGGUGCGCUCGUCAAGAUGCUGCUUCAAGAGGCAGAUGGACCAGAGUUCCACCAUUGGCAUGGCCAUCACUUUCACGGGGCCUUCAUAGUUUACGACGUCACGAGGCGCAGUAGCUUUGAACUUGUACCCAGCUUGUUCCUUGACGUCAGAUCCAGCUGCACAAUCAACUCUGCCAUGGUUCUUCUUGGAAAUAAAGCCGACAAGGAUUGUGAAAGACAGGUAUCGUAUGCAGAGGGGGACAACCUUGCUAACAACUUGGGGCUGCUAUUCAUGGAGACAUCUGCGCUGGUUGAGGCCAUGGUCGAUGAAGCCUUUCUUACAGCUUGUGAAGCGGCCUGUCUAUGCUGA
Molecule: messenger RNA, 468 nt
Organism: Symbiodinium pilosum
Lineage: Eukaryota; Dinophyceae; Suessiales; Symbiodiniaceae
Source: the annotation of a GenBank genome assembly